AGUGUAAGAAGAGCCUGAGUGUUUCAAAAUGUUGAAAACUAUCGAUGAAAUAUUCAAAGAUUUCACGCUAUUAUAAUAUUUUCAUUUUGGUGAAUGUGUUCGAGAAAAGAGAAAAAUGUUAAUUUUGAAGUAUCCAAUAAAACAUUAGUUUUGUGCGAUUAGAUAACUUUGUCGGUUGUCUUUUAUGAUAAACCCCUUUAAUGGCGAAUACUGUGGAAAAUUUUUGCAUGUGAUAUACAAGAAAAAUAAGUUGCAAUAUAUAAAAUCAUAUUUUGGACAAGUCCUCGAAAAUAACAAUCUUUUGGAAUAGGCAAAAGAUGACACAUUUGUGGACAAUUUUUGGACUAUCACCGGAUGAUGCAAUACAAUCACAAAUUGUCAUCAUCUCAAUAUCGAAAGUUCCAUACAAGGAAUCCAUAUUAGAUCCAUCCAUGCGGUGCGUGAGCUUACAGUUGCUUUUUAAAAAUCGCGCGGGAAUAUGGAACUUUCACUGAGCUCAGACGCUACAUAACCUCACUGUUGCUCAGUUUGUGUGACGUUGCGCCCGGAAAACAAUGUGGGUUAUCUGAGGCUAGAAAAAGUGCCCCAAAAUCGUGAAAAAAUGGGAAAGUUGAAGCAAUCCCACCAUCAGAGUGGCAAAUCGAACCCUGUUGUGCAAUUUAUACGAAAAUAUGCAUCAAUUACCUUUGUAAAGUCACUACUUUUCGAUCCGUCCCGGCUGCCACUGGUCUCAUGGGGAAUUCUGCUGGCGGAACUCCUUCUCAAUGUCAUUGUGGUGCUACGGGUCCCCUACACGGAGAUUGAUUGGGUGGCCUACAUGCAGGAAUGCGAAGGAUUCCUCAAUGGCACACUCAACUAUGCCAUGCUGAGAGGUGACACAGGUCCUUUAGUAUAUCCAGCGGGUUUUGUCUACAUCUACAGCAUACUGUAUUUUCUCACUGGCCAGGGAAAAAAUAUCCGAUUGGCUCAGUACAUUUUUAUCGGAAUCUAUUUGCUGCAAAUGUUCCUGGUUCUGAGGAUCUACUCGAAAUCCCGCAAAGUGCCUCCAUAUGUGCUACUUCUGACAACUUUUACGUCGUACAGGAUCCACUCGAUCUAUGUCCUGAGGCUCUUUAAUGAUCCUCUGGCCAUUGUUUUUCUCUACGCUGCACUGAAUUGCUUCCUGGACGGAAAAUGGAAUCUUGGGAGUGUUUUUCUGAGUCUUGGAGUCUCCGUAAAGAUGAAUAUUUUACUAUUUGCUCCAGCAAUCCUACUUUUUUACAUCACAAACUUGGGAUAUGUCAAAACUAUCGUACAACUGGCUAUUUGUGGAGGGAUUCAGCUGUUCCUGGGAGCGCCAUUUCUCCUGACAUUUCCUUUUGAGUACUUCAAGGGCAGUUUUGACUUGGGAAGAGUCUUUGAGCACAAAUGGACUGUAAAUUAUCGGUUUCUGUCAGAGGAAAUCUUUGUCAAUCGAUCCUUUCAUAUUGGACUCCUCCUGGCUCAUGCCAUCCUCCUGAUCAUCUUCAUCCGGCCAGCGUUUCGUUACUUCCAGAGUUACUGUCGCCUCAGAAGUCUCCAGAGCCAACUUCAGCCUCAAAUAGAUGCCAAAAAUGCCGAGAUUGAAUCUGAGAAACGUCAAAAGCUGAAAAAGAGGAAGAAUGUUCAGGAAACUGAGGAAAAACUAACUCCUGACCAGGAAAAAUUCCUCCAAUCCUUCGAAAAGGGUCUCAAGGCAAACAUGUCCGAUGUUCCUCGUCCAGAAUCCCCCGAAGAAGAAAAAUACUCCAUCCAUUUCGAUCGCUGCACUCAACUGGCCAUCCUGCCCAUCUUCCUCUGCAACUUCGUCGGGAUUGUCUUUGCCCGGAGUCUCCAUUAUCAGUUCUACGUCUGGUACUUCCACACUCUCCCUUAUCUAGUGUGGUUCACAGACUUCCGGACAAGUGUCAAAUUCCUAAUUCUGGCUCUUAUUGAAUUCUCCUGGAACACCUAUCCCAGCACAAAUUUCUCCAGUUUACUCCUGCACAUGUGCCAUGUUGGCAUUCUCGGUGGCAUCUGGAGGAAAUUCCUCAAGACUCAAUGACAAAAUAAAGACACACUCACAGAGAAAAA
This is a messenger RNA of Phlebotomus papatasi, 2091 nucleotides long. RefSeq names its product lethal(2)neighbour of tid protein 2 (gene Alg3). Gene Ontology annotation, molecular function: dol-P-Man:Man(5)GlcNAc(2)-PP-Dol alpha-1,3-mannosyltransferase activity. Lineage: Eukaryota; Metazoa; Arthropoda; Insecta; Diptera; Psychodidae. Gene Ontology annotation, cellular component: endoplasmic reticulum. The record is from RefSeq and is a predicted model, not a curated record. The transcript has 3 exons. Bases 602 to 2062 code for a protein of 486 amino acids.